CAACAGCUGGACGAGGAAACGCCUUUACUCCAAUCGGAGGGAAAUAGUACACCGGCGAAGAAACCACAGACACCUCUACCAUGGCGCCAGUUUUCAAUGCUCCUGGUGUUGCAAAUUGCAGAGCCAAUGACAUCCCAAGUUAUCUCACCUUUUGCGCCGCAGCUUAUUCGUGACAUUGGAAUCACCCACGGAGAUGAAGCGCUCGUUUCGUUUUAUGUUGGGUUGUUGCACUCGCUAUUCUUUGCGACAGAAGCGCUCACCAUUUUCCACUGGAGUCGUCUCUCUGACUAUAUCGGUCGCAAACCUGUCCUGCUAAUUGGACUGUUUGGACUCUCCCUCUCGAUGUUUUGCUUCGGUUUGUCCAAGACAUUCUGGAGCUUGGUGAUAAGUCGUUGCCUGAACGGCGCACUCAAUGGAAACAUUGGUGUUAUGAAGAGCAUGACGGCUGAAAUGACAGAUUCGACUAAUAUGGCCCGCGCAUGGGCAUUCCUCCCUCUUGCCUGGUCCAGCGGUAGCACACUUGGGCCACUCAUUGGCGGAGAACUUGCGCGGCCUGCGGAUAGGUUCCCUAAUAUCUUCGGGGAUUCUGCAUUUCUGAAGAAAUAUCCAUAUUUCUUGCCAUGCGCAGUCCCUGCCACAGUAUCAGCGUUGACAUGGAUUGUCGCUUUUCUUUACUUGAAGGAGUCGCAGACCACAACUCCUCGAAUAAACAUUAACCAACUCCUACCUUGGAAAAAGCGCAAGAUUUUCCCUUCACCGACUCUAGAACCCCUGCCAGUAUCAUCUCCGAUCAGCGACAAGCCUGUCCCCAUUCGAGCUCUUUUCGUUCGUCGCGUACUCAUUGCAACCGGGAGUUACGCCGGGAUUGCCCUUGUUGAUAUCGCAUUUCGCACUGUACAACCCGUGUUCUAUGCCACUCCCAUAUCGCUGGGUGGUCUAGGGCUCGAUACUCCAACCAUUGGAACUGUCUUGGCGCUCCAGGGAAUAUUAAAUGGCGCAAUGCAGCCAUUGGCCUUUGCCAGGCUUUAUAAUAUCAUGGGUGCGAAAAAACUUUGGCUGUUCGCUGUAACAUGCGCCCUGCCUAUGGUUGCUCUCCUCCCGACCUUGAAUGCGCUGGCGAGAUCUAGUGGUAUUGUUCAGAGUACAUGGUAUUUGGUGGUCCUACAGAUUGUUUUGAUGGGCUGCACGAAUUUUGCAUACGGCAUAUCUUUUAUGUAUAUCGCUGCGGCUUCCCCUAACCGAGCGUCCGUGGGUGCGACAAACGGGUUCGCACAAGUGAUCGUUUCUAUCAUGCGCGCUGUUGGACCGGCUGCAGCCAACUCCGCAUUCUCAAUUAGCAUUGAGAGACAGUAUCUUGGAGGGAAUCUGGUGUAUUUUGUAAUGGUAGGUAUGGUGUGCAUGGCGAUGGGCGUCGGUAUCUUGUUACCUCGCACUAUGUGGACUAACUAGCUUAGAGCGAAGCGAGUCUUAU
Suillus plorans is the source of this 1471-nucleotide messenger RNA. RefSeq names its product major facilitator superfamily domain-containing protein. The annotation marks the transcript as partial. The record is from RefSeq and is a predicted model, not a curated record. The transcript has 7 exons. Gene Ontology annotation, biological process: transmembrane transport. Lineage: Eukaryota; Fungi; Basidiomycota; Agaricomycetes; Boletales; Suillaceae. Gene Ontology annotation, molecular function: transmembrane transporter activity.